AAACAUGGUAAAAAUAGACAACACGUAAUCUGUUCGGAUUCACAUCAUCAUUUGGAUUUGGAAUCUCCUUUUCGCUAACUUUCUGCUCUGUUGUUAAGUAGGCAUACAGUGAAUUGAUUAUUUUGAGAUGGGAGGUGAAGAUGUCUAUGUGUGUCAUCAUGAAAGUGACAACAAGUUUGCAAAAUUUCUAGCUGAUAAUUUAAGACAAAAUGGGUUGGGAGUGUGGAGACCAAACACCGAUGCCCCCUCCAGCAAAGGCAAAGCUCUUGUUGAUGCAAAGGUCUGUCUUGUGAUCUUGAGUGAGGCUUCUUUGCAGGAUAAAUCAUGUGAAGAUGCAAUCUCUCUGGCAUAUAUAUCUGAUAAACCUGUCUUCCCCGUAGCCAUCAAAGCAUUCCCAGAUCUGGAAAAGAAUCUCACCUUCUCCAUGAGGCUAAUAUUGGCCAAAUUGAACUGGGUCUUCUUUAUACCGUCCGAGGACUCCUCCGAGUACCCCACCAACUCCCUGCCUGUCCUCAUUUCAUCCAUGAAGCGGGAGAUAGAAGCAGUCUCGCAACGUGACAAGCCCCAAGCUGGAGAUAUCGAAGGUAAUCUCGAGGGUGGUGGUUCAUCCCAACGUGCUUUCUACAAACGAUGGAACAGCGUGAAAGACGACGUAGAGCAGAUUGAUUUCUGGGAGGAGAACUUUGGCAGUGCAAAAGAAGUUACAUGGAUCAAAUUCAGGGAAGCUUUCCUGGAUGUGUAUGAAGAACAAAUCAAUGAUCAAAUUACAUCCAGCAAUACCCAAUGGAUCAUCAAUAUCCUGUAUGGAGAUGUCCUGGAGCUUAAGAAGACUGUAACAAAGAAGAUGUAUGAUGAUUUCUGUGGGGACGCAUCCUGGGGUCCUGAUCGAUUCUUCCUACGUCUCAUGGAUUAUGCCAAGGGAACUAUCGCUAUGAGAGGAGUCUUUAACAUGAAGAGUACUGUCAGACUUGAUGCUGUCCAGAACCUUGGUCAAUUCCGUACUGCCCCAGUGAUAACAUCUCUUCUCUCUUUACUUGAUGACAAGGAUGCCAAUAUGAGAGCUGUAGCAGCCAUUGCUUUAGGAAAGACAGAGGUGAGAAGCAAACGGGUCGUGACUAAGCUGAUCUCUAAACUGACGGAUGAGGAUCGUUUGGUGAGAGAGGCAACUUGUUUAUCCCUUGGUCAUCUCAAAGCCAAGUCUUCAGUGCCCAAGUUGGUUGAAAGAUGGAGGAGUGAUGUGAUAUCAGAUGUUAGAAAAUCAGCAGAGAUUGCGCUGGAGCAGGUGGGUUCCGAAGAAUCCCAGAAUGCACUCCGGAUGACGUACCUGCUCUCCAAGGAAAUGACUAAACUUGAAGCAGAGGAUGUCAGUUAGAUAAAGAAGGGGACAUAGUGAUGGGGGGGGGGGAGAUUUUGGAAGGGACACUGAUAGACUUUUGAAUUCUUGUUGGAGACAAUUUGUAGGUAAUUCACAUGAAUUUAUAAACUAAAAAUAAAAGAAAAUACAGCCUUUCAACUUUUGUACUUGAAAAUGUGGAUAUAUUUUUAUAUUAAGAAUGUCUUUCAUAUUCUGCCUUCAUCUCAGUUUUUGUCCCUUUUUUGAAUAUGAACUUAACUACUGGUAAAUUCAUUUGCACUUAUGCUAGUACUGCGCCUACACUGCAAGAAUCCAACAAUUUCAUUUUUACGCAAAAAAUGUGAUCUUAUAAACCAUUAUUAAAUAUUUUUAUGUUGCCAUAAAUAUGGCAAUAAAUAUGCCAACAUUUUGGGUUUCAGUAUAUAAUUUCUUAUCAAUGUUCAAAAUGUGGUAAUAUAUUCCCUUGUAAGACUUUCAAUUGUCAUUUUCUCACAGUAAUUCUUAGCCAUUUGCAACAAUUAGCUUGCCUGUAAUUUUGCUUUGAUUAGUUACUGCAUAAAGACACUGAUUUAAUAGUGCAUUUUGUAUAUGAAAAAAGAAAGGAAAAAAAAUGAAUGUAGUCUUGGAAUUAUUUCUUGGUUAUAAAUUGUUCAAAUUAUAUCAUCCUAUAAACUAUUCCUCCUGAUUUAUAUAUUCCUUGGUAAUUGGUAUCAUGGUCUGUUGAAGUGCAAUAGAUAAUAGAGUAGUUUUGUAUAUUUUGUUAUUUGGGGUUCUUUCACAUAAAGAUAUGUUGUGUAGUGCAAGGGGCAUUGUUGGUAUAUUUACAGGUUUUUAAACCGAUUGUAAAAUAGCUGUUUGAACUUGAAUUCCCUUUUACUAAUAUGCAGAUGUUCACAGGUCAAAACAACAGGAAUGUAUUGUAAAUAAAUUUAUUAUUUAAUGCUAAAA
Messenger RNA from Lytechinus variegatus (green sea urchin), 2302 nucleotides. RefSeq lists its product as uncharacterized. Gene Ontology annotation, biological process: signal transduction. The record is from RefSeq and is a predicted model, not a curated record. The coding region runs from base 128 to 1372 and encodes 414 amino acids. The transcript is spliced from 9 exons. Lineage: Eukaryota; Metazoa; Echinodermata; Echinoidea; Temnopleuroida; Toxopneustidae. Gene Ontology annotation, molecular function: oxidoreductase activity.